AGCCUCAUGCUCUCCCAUGGAGAAAUCCUCCGCACAUUCGAGAUCUCCGUUGGAGAAUUACUGGAUCGCAGUGAAAAGUCGCAUCUAUCAUAGCCAUCAUCUUUAAGCCCAAGCAGGAUGAAAUCGUAUCCUCGUGCACUACGAUAUUCAUGACAGUGGAGCAACGAUGUUCUGAUAAGAAUGCCGCCGCGGUUCUUUGUCCUCAUACUACCCUUACAUCCGACGGUAUAGAUGCGUUAGUACUAGAGACGGACGCCGGACAUCGUCUUCUCGCACGAUACCGCAGGACGCAGGACAAUGGGGAUCUCGACCAAUCCAUAAAGCACUUUGAAUGCGCCUUGGGUCUCUGCCCCAUGGAGCAUCCCUCCCGCCCUGCAGUACUGUUCAAUCUAGCCACCGCGAAGUUUGUUAGUCACCAAGCUAAUGGAACAUACCUCGACCUCGACAUCCCUAUCACUCUUUUUGAAGACGCCCUCAAGUUCCGUCCCGCGGGUCAUGCGGACAGACCCAUCACCCAGCUCCAUCUUGCCAAUGCUCUGUUGUCUUAUUUCGCGAAACGGGGAUUAAAAACGGACGCUGAUGCGGCUGAAGAGUUACUGAGGGAGGUCCUCCGUGUUUGCCAUUCCAAUAGCCACGUCUACAGAGCAGCUCUACUUGCAAUCGAAACAUCCGCUCAGCUGCAUCUAGCUAGAAACAGUGGUGCAAAUGACGUUGGGCAGGAGCGGCCUGUUGUGCCCACGUUUCCGUUAUCGCUGGAUCAACUUCCUGCUCUAGUACAGUGGUGUUUGGUGGAAGAUGAUCCCCGUACUUUAAAUGGAGUGAUAUUCCUUCAUUACCAUGCACUGCGAUACUACAAUCUAAUGCAUGCCUCCCGAGCGCAGUUAAUAUGUAAUCUGGGUGUAAUGUUGCGCACUCGCUUCCAACGUCAAGGCAAUAUCCAAGACCUCAACGAGGCCGUCAAAUUUCUCACUCAAGCGCUGGCAUUGUGCCCACGCGGUCACCCGGAUCGGUCUAAGCCAUUGCACGGCCUUGGAAUUGUACUCUCCGCCCGCUUCGAGCACCGAGGCAAUGUCCAAGACUUAGACGACACCAUCACGCUUCGCAGGGAGGUGCUGGCUUUGUGCCCGGUCGGUCACACAGAUCGGUCUGUGUCAUUAAGCAAUCUUGCAGACACACUCUCUAUCCUCUUCAAACACCGAGGCAAUGCCCAAGACUCAGAUGAAGCCAUCACGCUUCACAGGGAAGCGUUGGCUUUACGCCCGGUCGGUCACCUAGAUCGGGCUAAGUCAUUACAUGACCUUGCGAUGGGACUCUACGUCCGCUUCGAGCACCGAGGCAAUGGCCAAGACUUGGAUGAGGCUAUCACGCUUUACAGGGAAUCGCUGGCUUUAUGCCCGGUCGGUCACCCAGAUCGGUCUAAGCCAUUGCAUGGCCUUGCAUCUACGCUCUCCGCCCGCUUUAAGCACCGAGGCAAUAGCCAAGACUUAGAUCAAACCAUCACGCUACGCAGGGAAGUGCUGGCUUUGUGCCCGGUCGGUCACACAGAUCGGUCCGUGUCAUUAAGUAGUCUUGCAGAUACACUCUCUAUCCUCUUCAAACACCGAGGCAAUGUUCAAGACUUGGAUGAAGCCAUCACGCUUCACAUGGAAGCGUUGGCUUUACGCCCAGUCGGUCACCCAGAUCGGUCGGUGCCAUUAAGCGGCAUUGCAAAUGGACUUUCCACCCGCUUCGAGCACCGAGGCAAUGUCCAAGAUUUGAAUGAGGCUAUCCCACUUCACAGGGAAGCGCUGGCUUUGCACCCGGUCGGUCACCCAGAUCGGUCCAUCUCAUUAAAUAACCUUGCGAGGGGACUCUGUAGCUGCUUCGAUCGCCGAGGCAAUGACCAAGACUUGGAUGAGGCUAUCACGCUUUUCAGGGAAGCGCUGGCCUUAUGUCCGGUCGGUCAGCUACGUCGGUCCAUCCCAUUAGACAACCUUGCAUCUACACUCUCCACCCGCUUUGACCACCGAGGCAAUGGCCAAGACUUGGAUGACGCUAUCACGCUUAACAUGGAAGCGCUAGCUUUGCGACCAGUUGGUAACCCACUUCGGGUAGGGUCAUUAAGUAACUGUGCGAAUAGACUCUCCACCCGCUUUCACCUCCGAGGCAAUUACAAAGACUUGGAUGACGCUAUCAUGCUUCACAGGGAAGUGCUGGCUUUUUGCCCAGUCGGUCACCCAGAUCGGCCCAUAUCAUUACAUCGCCUUGCAGAUCAACUCUCCACCCGUUGUGACCACCGAGACAAUGGCCAAGACUUGGAUGAGGCUAUCGUACUUUACAGGGAAAUGCUGGCUCUGCUCCCGGUCCCCGACCCACGUCGUUCCACGUCAUUAAAUAACCUUGCAAAUCAACUCUCCGCCCGUGUUCAUCACCGAGACAAUGACGAAGACUUAGACGAGGCUAUCGCGCUUCAAAUGGAAUCGUUGGCUUUACGCCCGGUGGGUCAUAUAGAUCGGUCCACAUCAUUAGACAACCUUGGAAGUAAACUCGCUUUUCGCUUCCGACGCCGAGGCAAUGAUAAAGACUUGGAUGACGCUAUCACGCUUCACAGAGAAGCCCUGGCUUUACGCCCAGUCGGUCACCCACAUCGGUCCAUAUCAUUUCAUAACCUUGGAUUGACACUCGGCCACUCCUUCAAGCACCGACGCAAUCAAGAAGACCUCGACGAGUCAUUAGAGUCUCUCCAGAGUGCAUUGACUCUGUUGAGGCAACAUGAUCCUUUUAAAGUGAUAGUCCAUGACUCGCUAGCUCAGGUCUUUCUGUUGUUCCAUCAAUCAGGACUUGACGGCACUGGCGAACAUCUGAAUGCUGCCAUGCAUUAUUUCAAAGCAGCAGCAAAUAUUGUCUCUGGAGGUUUGCCAAGUCGCCUACGAGCAAGUAUACGCUGGGUUUGCCAUGCUCAUGAUUACACACAUGGCACUGAACUAGAGGCUUAUGCAACUUACAUGCAACUUCUGGACACUCAUAUGUCCGUGACAGCUUCAGUCUCAUCUCGUCAUAAUGUCAUGAAGGACUUCCCAAGUACGCUUGUCGUGGAUGCUGUAUCAUGUGCUCUUCGUAGUGGUGACGUGUGUCGCGCUGUCGAGUUGUUGGAACAAGGCAGGACUGUCAUUUGGACCCAGAUGACGCGACUCCGCACGCCUCUUGACAGCCUCCAGGAACGCGGCGAUCAUGCAGUGGUCCUGAUGAAGAAAUUUAGAGACCUCAGCUCCCUCCUUGAAACACCUCCUGCGAACCAUACAGAACUUGAAGGAACCCCAAGAGUCAAUGUAGAAGCAGAAGCAAGUCGGUAUACACGUCUAUUGGAGGACUGGAAUAGAGUUGUAGAAGAGAUCCGGAAGAUCGAAGGCUUCUCUCGCUUCCUACUUCCCCCAUUGUUCUCCGAUCUGCAAGAUGCAGCUCGUGAUGGGCCUAUUAUCGUGCUCGUUGCAAGCGAGUCGUCUUGCGACGCCAUCAUUAUCCCUCACAAGCAGCCUCCGACUAGCAUUCAACUCCCUACUAAUUUGGAGAAACUCCCGAAAUUGGUGUCCACUUUCCAACAGGCAGUACAAAGAGACGCCGGUCCUAAGAGGACCCAACCAGAGUUGAUCAAAGCUUUGAGGGAGUUAUGGAACGACGUCGUUCGCCCGGUGGUCGAAAAUCUGGGCAGAUUUGCACGACCAGGUUCCCGAAUAUGGUGGUGCCCGACGUCUCUCUUCAAUUUCUUGCCGCUGCACGCUGCUGGCGAGUAUAGGGGACAUGGGCAGUCCCUUUCACAGCUGUAUAUCUCUUCGUACACGCCAUCGCUUACCGCGCUGAUCAGGGCUCGCAGAAGUCAUGACAAAUCCUUGUCAGUGUCUUUUGCUGCCAUUGGUCAGAAUCACCCAGCCGGUCAUUCAUUCACUUUGGAUUGUGUGGAGCCUGAGCUGGAAUUGGUGCGGAGUCUUUUACCCCCUCCCCCUACUGCUUCCUUCACCAAGAUAACGAGCAUUGAUGCGACCAAAUCGAGAGCUCUGCGCGUAUUGCAAGAUAACACUUGGCUCCAUUUUGCGUGUCACGGGACACAGAACUAUACAGAACCCUUCAAAUCGGCCUUUCUCAUGCGCGACCAACCGCUUUCACUCCUCGAUAUCACAGAAACGGAUCUGUCUUUGCAUGAGUUUGCAUUUCUUUCUGCCUGCGAAACUGCAGUCGGUGAUUCUAAGACGCCUGACGAAGUGGUACACCUGGCAGCUGGCUUACAAUUUGCUGGGGUAAAGAGUGUCGUUGGGACAUUAUGGAAUGUCAACGAUGCUACUGUACAGCGCUUAGUCGAGGCGUUCUACAAAAACUUUUGUGGGGAUGGCAAAAUGAAUUCCAAACGAGCUGCCCGAGCGCUGCACCGAGCGGUCCAGUCAUUGGCUUGUGACAAGGACAUCCCCUUGGACCAGCGCAUAGUGUUCAUGCAUAUUGGCAUAUGAUAAAUUCCAUCUAGCCGUGGUUGCACGCAGCUUGUUGCCAAAUAAAAUAAAACAAAAUACAUUUUUUUCAGACUUUGGGACUGUAUUUCUCCCGAAUUUGUACACCUAAUCUCAAUUUCUAUUUAGUCUGUUGCCUAGAAGCCAAAGGCUGAGUGGAUGCGUGCUACUUUGGAUGAAGAGCGCA
This is a messenger RNA of Suillus clintonianus, 4662 nucleotides long. Its product is annotated as CHAT domain-containing protein. Gene Ontology annotation, molecular function: protein binding. The coding region runs from base 150 to 4478 and encodes 1442 amino acids. The record is from RefSeq and is a predicted model, not a curated record. Lineage: Eukaryota; Fungi; Basidiomycota; Agaricomycetes; Boletales; Suillaceae. The transcript is spliced from 4 exons.